Manihot esculenta (cassava) is the source of this 2897-nucleotide messenger RNA. Its product is annotated as putative leucine-rich repeat receptor-like serine/threonine-protein kinase At2g19230. NCBI's taxonomy places the organism in Eukaryota, Viridiplantae, Streptophyta, Magnoliopsida, Malpighiales, Euphorbiaceae. The record is from RefSeq and is a predicted model, not a curated record. Gene Ontology annotation, biological process: protein phosphorylation. Gene Ontology annotation, molecular function: protein kinase activity; ATP binding; protein binding. The transcript is spliced from 12 exons.
AUCAAAUAAGUGUCAGGAAAAGAAGGAAAUGGACGGACAGAAAGCAAUGGUUUCAGUCACACUAUGGCUAAUCUUUGUUCUGCUGUGUGCUACUCUGGGAAAAUUCAAACUAGCUGCAGCUCUCGUCGACAGAAGAAAGCUUGCGUCCAGUACCUCGGGUUUCAUAAGCAUCGAUUGUGGGGCGGAUCGAGAUUAUUUGGACAAAGAAACUGGAAUAUUUUACAACUCUGACAAAGAUUUCAUAAACACUGGAAAAAACGGGAACGUGUCUCCUGAAUAUGAUUACAAGGAUCCUUAUUUUGGACAUGUAUUCCAAAGUUUAAGAUUCUUUCCUAAAGGAAGAAGGAAUUGCUAUACGUUGAGACCUGAGCAAGGUAAAAAUCAAAAUUAUCUUAUCAGAGCAUUCUUCAGAUAUGGAAAUUAUGACUCCAACAAUGAAGUUCCAAGGUUUGAGUUGUAUCUCGGUGUUAAUCUUUGGACGACAGUGCAACCUUCAAGUCCAAAUUCAGUACGUGAGAUUAUUCAUUUUUCUUUAACUGAUACCAUUAAGAUCUGCCUCGUAAACAUUGGCCAUGGAACACCUUUUAUUUCAGCAUUGGAAUUGAGGCCUCUCAACCCUUCCAUUUAUAGAAUUGAGUCCAAAGACCUAUAUCUAGUGGAACGAUAUGACCUUGGUAAUAAUUCGACCAAUAGAUAUGUCAGGUACAAGGAUGAUGUUUAUGAUCGGUUCUGGCUCCCAUGGACGUUUGUCGAUUGCAUUUCAUUGAACACCACCUCAAAUAUUGACGUCCAGAAUAGCAGCAAUCCCCUUAGAACACCCCUUCAAGUUUUAAGAACUGCAGUCCAACCGAUGAGUCCCCUCUGAUCAUUUAAUCACUCAAUUUUCACUAAUAAUUAUUAUGACUAUGAAUACUAUGCCUGCUUUCACUUUGCAGAAAUAUUACAGAUUUCUCAAGGUCCAAGAGAAUUCACCAUCAAUUUUAAUGGUGAAAACUAUGGACCUUUUACCCUCCAAUACUUGCAGCCACUCAGCAUUUGUACUCGACCUCGUAAAUCAAGAACCAUUGGAUAUGUUUAUUUUUCUAUCGAUCCGACUGUACAGUCUCACCAUCCACCAAUCCUCAACGCCUUGGAGAUUUUCAUUCCGUGGAUGGACCCCGUUUCCCCCACAGACCCAGCAGAUGUUGAUGCUAUAAUGGCCAUCCAGCAAACAUACAAUAUUAAUAAAGAUGAUAGCUGGCAAGGAGACCCAUGUAUGCCUAAAGCUUAUUCUUGGACAGGCUUGAAUUGCAGCUACUACAAUAAUUCUCCUAGGAUCAUCUUUUUGGACCUCAGUGCAAGUACAUUGAAUGGAAGCAUUUCUUCCUCAUUCUCCAAGCUCAAAGCGAUACAGUACUUAGACUUAUCAGGCAAUGAACUUACUGGAACAGUUCCAGAAUUCUUAGCACAACUGCCAAAUUUAACUGUUCUAAAUUUAACCGGAAACAAGCUCACAGGUUCAGUUCCUCGGUCUCUUGUCCAAAAAUCUAACAGUGGUCUAUUGCAGCUGAGCUUGGACGGAAACCCAAAUCUUUGCCACACAGAUUCCUGUGAGAAACAGAAGCGAAAUUUUCCACUUCCAAUAGUUGUAGCAUCCGUUGCAAUACUUACGGUGCUUCUCAGCAGUAUAUUUGUCUUUUGGAGAAUGAAAAGACGAGAAGGUAAUAUUUCAUUUUACACAGGAACAUCACAAUCUAAGAAGGAAGGAUUAGUAAAUUCAAAGAAUCGAUCUUUUACUUAUACAGAUAUUGUCAGUAUUCCUGAUAACUUUGAAACCAUUAUUGGAGAAGGAGGGUUCGGAAAAGUUUACAUGGGGACUCUGAAAGAUAACACUCAAGUUGCUGUCAAAUUGCUCUCUCAAAAUUCAAGGCAAGGCUAUAAGGAAUUUCAAGCUGAGGCACAACUGUUGAUGAUUGUUCAUCACAGAAACUUGGUUUCUCUAAUUGGCUACUGUGAUGACCGUCAUAAUAAGGCUCUGAUUUAUGAAUACAAGGUUAAUGGAAAUUUGCGAGAGCAUUUAUCAGAGACAAGUGGAAGUACUUUGAAUUGGAAUGAAAGACUUCAUAUUGCAGCAGAUGCAGCACACGGACUGGAAUAUCUACAUAACGGUUGCAAGCCACCCAUAAUCCACAGGGAUUUGAAGACUUCCAACAUCUUAUUGAAUGAAAAAUUGGGAGCAAAGAUAUCUGAUUUCGGGCUAUCAAGAGCUUUCACAAAUGAAAGUGGUUCACAUAUAACAACUCGUCCUGCAGGCACACUCGGCUACCUGGAUCCUCAGGCUCAGUCAUCAGGAAACUUUAAUAAGAAAAGCGACAUAUACAGCUUUGGGAUAAUUCUACUUGAGCUGAUAACUGGUCAACCUGCCAUAAGAAGAGACUUCAAUGGAGAAAUUAUUCGAAUACAAGAGUGGGUUACACCAAUAUUUGAGAAUGGCGAUGUCAGAAGCAUAGUUGAUCCCAGGCUACAGGGAGACUUCGAUACCAAUUCUGCCUGGAAAGCUGUGGAAAUAGCUCUGUCCUGUGUACUGAAUACAGCAACUCGAAGGCCAGACAUGACUGAUGUAUUGAUUGAACUGAAGGAAUGUUUGGGUAUGGUAACAGCUGUUGUUGGAUCUCAGAGGAUGGAUAGAGGAAGGACAAGAUCCAUCAAUUCACUUGAAAUGAGGUCUUUGGAAAUCUACACUGAAACGGCUCCUAGUCCAAGGUAGUCUCAUAUCACGUCCCGAUGUCAAUGGUAGGGGUGUGCAUCGGUCGGUUCGGUUCGGUACCGAAUCGAACCGGCCAAAACCGAAUUAACCGAAUUGUUUCAAAAUGUAAACCGAACCGAACCAAAUAAGAUAAAAAACCGAACCGAAUCGA